AUGGCCCGGCGAUGGAUGGUACAUGCCGGCGAGCGGAUGGCGUCAUUUUCGGGGGAGGCCAUGGACAUAUUGGAGUCUCCCAAUGACGUCUCACAGGAGCAGGUUGUGUGGGUGACUCACGACGAAUCCACCUUCUACGCCAACGACGACGGGGGAAUGGUUUGGACGAAUACGGCCCAUCUAGAUCUCACCAAAAGGGGACGUGGGCGCUCAUUUAUGGUGUCUGACUUUCUUUGCCCAUGUCAUGGCCGCCUGUUUAUGCUGGGAGAAUCUGAACCAUUGUUUGUCACAGAGGAUCUGCAUGUUGGCAAGGCCCAGGAGGGCUACUGGACCAGUGAGCAUGUGACCAAGCAGGUAACGCAAAGGGUUCUUCCUGCGGUUGCGGCUUUGCACCCCGGAUGCACCGCGUUGUUCACGUUUGACCAAUCAACCAACCACGCAGCUUACGCUGCCGAUGCUCUCCGAACGUCCAGCAUGAAUCUCAAUCCGGGGGUCAAGCAGCCAAGGCUCCGUGACGGUUGGCACGGAUCUUCGCAGAUUGCUCAAGCAAUAACAUGCCCAGAAGACCAUCCUGACCAGUCUUUACGUGGGCUCACCAAAGGAGUCAGGAGUGUGUUGAUUGAACGCGGAGCAUGGGAUAAUGCCAUGCUACUGACGUGCGGUAAUGUGGUGUCGAUGCCACCCUUCCCUGAGGAACUCAACCCGAUGGAGUCGUAUUGGGGUGCGGCAAAGCGCCACGCACGAUCCAACUGCAACUACACGUGGAUUGGGCUCGUUCAAUGUGUUCCGCGAAGCCUUGAAAGUGUUUCCGUGGUCUCGAUUCGGAAAUUCUUUCGUCGGUGUUCACACCUCAUUCAAGCCUACAGCUACGGCCUUGACUACAACAUGUCCAAGUAUGCCCACAAGCAGUGCAAGAGCCACCGACGCACCCCACAAGGUGUAACCGUAGCGAUCGACUUGGAUUAG
Molecule: messenger RNA, 966 nt
Organism: Aphanomyces astaci
Lineage: Eukaryota; Oomycota; Saprolegniomycetes; Saprolegniales; Verrucalvaceae
Exons: 3
Coding region: 1-966 (321 amino acids)
Molecular function (GO): nucleic acid binding
Source: RefSeq, a predicted model, not a curated record